Dendrobium catenatum is the source of this 837-nucleotide messenger RNA. RefSeq names its product eukaryotic initiation factor 4A-6-like. Gene Ontology annotation, molecular function: RNA helicase activity; RNA binding. The record is from RefSeq and is a predicted model, not a curated record. The coding region runs from base 1 to 837 and encodes 278 amino acids. The transcript has 2 exons. Lineage: Eukaryota; Viridiplantae; Streptophyta; Magnoliopsida; Asparagales; Orchidaceae.
AUGCUAUUACAUACACUCGGGCAUAGUGUUCGUAACCGAGUCAAACGAUUUAACUUUCAUCGCUCUGGUGAAACUGUUAGUAAGUACUUCAAAGCUAUAUUACAUGCUGUAGGGGAGUUACGCAAUGAGUUUAUCAAACCUCCACCACCUGAAACUCCAUAUAUGAUUAAAUCAAGUAAUAGGUUCAUGCCAUUUUUCAAGAUCUAUGACAUCUUCCAGCUGCUUCCAUCAAAAGAUCAAGUUGGUGUUUUCUCAGCCAUAAUGCCUUCUGAGGCUUUGGAGAUUACCCGCAAAUUCAUGAACAAGCCUGUAAGGAUCCUUGUCAAACGAGAUGAACUGACCUUGGAAGGAAUAAAACAGUUCUAUGUGACUGUUGAUAAGCAAGAUUGGAAGCUUGAAACCCUUUGUGAUCUUUAUAAAACAUUGGCCAUUACUCAUAGUGUUAUUUUUGUGAACACGAGGUGCAAAGUGGAUUGGCUCAUCGACAAGAUGAGGAGCAGUGAUCAUACAGUAUCGGCUACCCACGGCAACAUGGAUCAAAACACGAGAGAUAUUAUUAUGCGGGAGUUUAGAUCUGAUUCUUCUCAUGUUAACAUCACCACUGACCUGCUUGCCCGCGAUAUCGAUGUUCAACAUGUCUCACUGGUCAUCAAUUAUGACUUGCCAACUCAACCUGAAAACUAUCUCCAUCGUAUCGGUCGUAGCGGAUGGUUUGGAAGAAAGUGUGUGGUUAUCAACUUCAUCACCAAUGAUGAUGAGAGAAUGCUGGCUGACAUCCAAAGAUUCUACAAUGUUAUCAUUGAAGAACUGCCAUCCAAUGUUGCUGACCUCCUUUGA